UGUGAUGAACUAUACAUGGCGUUGAAAAACAAAAGCAACAAAGCACAACCAGACCCCACCGGAGUCACUAUAAGAAGGCAUGCAUCUUCAUCUCAUCCAAAGCCAUCCUCUGCACUUAAACCUUCAAUCAAACAAAUAAUGGCAGCAAGAUCAAAAACUCUCUCUCUGCUUGCAUUAUUCAUUGGCAUUCUCUGCCUAUAUUUCCCGGUGACAACAACAGCGGCAGUGGCAAAGUCAGGUGCAGCCGUCGAUCUCCUCUACUUGACUCUCGUGUGGCCGGGGACAUUCUGUUACUCAGGACAAUGCUGCAUGCCAACAACAGGGGAACCAGCUAACGAUUUCUUGAUUGAAGACCUGAAGACAUUGGACCAAACUGGGCAGAUCGUCCAGGACUGCAACUCAACAUGCAGAUUCUCUGUUAACAAGGACCCGAUGCCGUCUUUAAUCCCCUGACCUCUACUCAAAC
Dioscorea cayenensis subsp. rotundata (Guinea yam) is the source of this 466-nucleotide messenger RNA. RefSeq names its product extracellular ribonuclease LE-like. NCBI's taxonomy places the organism in Eukaryota, Viridiplantae, Streptophyta, Magnoliopsida, Dioscoreales, Dioscoreaceae. Gene Ontology annotation, molecular function: ribonuclease T2 activity; RNA binding. The record is from RefSeq and is a predicted model, not a curated record. The transcript is spliced from 3 exons. The coding region runs from base 16 to 453 and encodes 145 amino acids.